AUGCACAGAGGAAAAUUAGCAAUAUAUAAGGGGUCUCCUCCUACAGGUGCAGCGUUGGAGUGCCUGCGCCGAGACUUCUCCCUUGUCUGUUUGGGUUACUACUGCUCCUUACCUGUUAAACUUGAUUCAUUGACUUCUUUUUUUGUUGUAGUUGUCUUGUCUUACCAGUACACGUCUUUGACAAGUGUCAUGCUCCUGGAUUGUUGGUCAAUUCCAUGUGUUAUACUUUUCACUUGGCUGUUUCUGGGUACAAAGUAUGGAUUCAGGAAGUUUGCUGGUGUUGCUAUUUGUGUUGCUGGCCUUGUUAUGGUAGUAUUUUCCGAUGUUCACGCUAGUGACCGUGCACAGGGAGGACCAAAUCCUGUGAAAGGUGAUUUGUUAGUCUUUGCUGGCUCUACACUCUAUGCAGUUAGCAACGUUAGUGAGGAAUUCAUCAUAAAGAGGUCAACUAGAAUCGAAUUGAUGGCAAUGCUUGGAGCAUUUGGAGCUGUUGUCAGUGCUAUUCAAAUAGCCAUUCUCGAGCGGAAUGAGCUUCAAAAUGUCAAUUGGACGGCUGGAGCAGUACUACCAUUUCUUGGGUUUGCAUUGGCAAUGUUCUUAUUUUAUUCUACUGUCCCUAUAAUUCUCAAGAUAUGUGGAGCCACAAUGCUCAACCUUUCACUACUGACCUCAGACAUGUGGGCUGUUCUAAUCCGAAUCUGUGCCUACCACCAGAAGGUGGACUGGAUGUACUUCAUAGCUUUUGCAGGUGUCACGAUUGGGCUCAUGGUUUAUUCGUGGAGCAGGGAGGAUAAGAGUUCUGAGGUUGCAAAGGACAAUGAGGCUGCAGGGGACCGUAAUGUGAAUCUGAACAGCUGUUGAGGCUCUGCCAAUCCUCAAGCUUAAUCUAUCACGAGUUUGCUACCAUAGAUAUCGAAGCAAAUCCGCGGGGAAUUGCUUAUUCGAUUAAACGAUGCGCGGUUGUUUGAAUGAUUUUUUGAUGGAACAUACAAAAGCACAGCAUGAUCAGAACACAAAUCGUGAUCAGUUGAGUGUUUGUCUAUUUUAAGUACCAUCUUGUUCUUGUUCU
Messenger RNA from Zingiber officinale, 1069 nucleotides. RefSeq names its product solute carrier family 35 member F1-like. Bases 1 to 861 code for a protein of 286 amino acids. Gene Ontology annotation, molecular function: transmembrane transporter activity. The record is from RefSeq and is a predicted model, not a curated record. The transcript has 10 exons. Lineage: Eukaryota; Viridiplantae; Streptophyta; Magnoliopsida; Zingiberales; Zingiberaceae. Gene Ontology annotation, biological process: transmembrane transport. Gene Ontology annotation, cellular component: membrane.